Molecule: messenger RNA, 2542 nt
Organism: Paramacrobiotus metropolitanus
Lineage: Eukaryota; Metazoa; Tardigrada; Eutardigrada; Parachela; Macrobiotidae
Exons: 12
Coding region: 299-2149 (616 amino acids)
Molecular function (GO): ubiquitin binding
Source: RefSeq, a predicted model, not a curated record
CGAAAAAUCAGCUGUAAAUUGAAAUAUAGAAAUUUUUGUUUUUCAGUAGUAGUGUAAGAUCCGCUUUUAGUUUUGUUCCUUUUCAUCGUAUUUCCCGCAACUUGAACAUCAUAGUUUUAAAAUCUUUCUUAAUUGUGAUUUUGAAUUCUGAUUUGGUUUACUCGACUUCUGGUGUUUGGUUGGACUCGGACAGUCGGAUUGUUGUUUCCUCUCUGCCAGGAGAGUUAUCAACCAGGCUUUAAGCUUAUCACGCAACUAGGUAGUCGAAAUUGUUGGUAGUGGGACCAUCUCAAGAAAAAUGAGUUCGCGAAAGAAAUCUGACCAACGUAUUGCAGCACGAGCGAAGGCGCUCACGGAAAGCAAACUUUCAACUCUGCAGCAGUUCUUCCCUGACAUCGCAGCGGAUGUUAUUCAGCUGACGCUUGAAGACUGCAAAGGCGACAUGGAGAAAACGAUGAUCAUCCUGAAGGAAAUGGAUGAAGAGCUGCGCAAAACUCUGGUGAAAACCCCGGAAGUUUUGUCAUCUGAAUUGAGCGAAACAGGCACAGACGUGGAGAGAAAUCGUCUUUCUGAUCCGAACGAAACGAUCGUCCUAGGGGAUGGAUAUAAUUGUCUGCCUAACAUGCCACAGGCACAAGAGAUUACAUUAUUGGUAGAUACGACAGUACCCGACGAAAUCCGCUCCACAUCGAGCGAACGCAGUGCGCAGUCCGUGAAAUUCCACGCACCUCUGUGGCAGUCGGAUAGCAGUUCGUGCGACAAAUCGCAGAGCACGGAUAUUGAUUAUUUGGAGUCGACAUCAUCUUCGGCGCUGGAAGAUUCAUCUUCCAGUGGAAGUCGUAUGAUGGACAAGGAGAACCGUCGUUCGCCGUUCGCAUGGCCGGCCGAUGCGAAUCCGACCGGCGAGAAUGAUGGGUUUACGAGCGAAAUCAACCAGCUGAACGACACUGUUUUGGGCGACGAGGCUAGCGAUAACAAUCUUGCCGGAAACGGUGAAAGCGCAUUUUACUCAGCGCCCAUGAGUCUGCAGCUUGACAAGGAUUUGGCUUGUCGAUUGAUGAUGACUUUUGGACUUAUGCAGGUGUCUAUCGACACGAACGACAGCAAUAAUCUUACAAUCAACUUGGACAUGGAAACUGCGUACAGACUGUAUCAGGCGUGGAAAAACACACAGGAAGCUAACGCGAUGCAGGCGGAGAUCACAGACAAUUCGGAUGAACAUUUGGCGAAAGCUCUGCAGGAUUUGGAGCACGAGACGUAUGCAGAGCAAGAUUUGAAAAACCGGACUAUGAAAGAAAUCAUGGAUGAGACGCUGGCGCUGCAGCUAAUGGAGAAGGAAUCGGAGUACCGGGGAUUGGAUGUGGCUUCUGCGUUGAUGUACCAGUCGGAUGAUGGACUGCAGUCGAGAUAUGCCGGUGUUCUGCUCAAAUCUUACAACAUAUCGUCUGACUCCGCCUUUCCACCGCUGGAUCCCAGACCAAAGAACGUCUUUGCCAAUAAUUUUCCACAGCGCAGUAAGGAUUUGGGAGUUUUGCAAAAAUCACUGGAUGAUCCGCCGGAUGGAUCUCCUACACGAUUUCCCCGACCGAGCAGUGCCGGGAAGGUCAUUAACGUGAAGCCGAUCGGUAGUAACUCGGCGGAAAAUGUUACAAAUAAAGGUCCCAAAACUGAUCCAGUUGAUUACUAUGGAAAGCGACAAAAAGCGCUGGAACUGCAGCAAAAAGCUCUGGAGUACGGUGCUAGAGCCGGGAAUGCUUACAAAGAUCAGAAGCUGGGUGGUGGGGCUGCAGCGUACUAUCUGCAAAAGGCGCAUGAACACAAAGCUUUAUCGAAACAAGCGCAUUUCCAAGCGUCACUGGAUAUUUUAGCGGACCGGAACAGUAAUGUUAGCGAUGGCGAGAUCGAUCUGCACGGAUUACGCAUGGAUGAAGUGGGCACGGCACUGGAAGACUUUUUUGCUCGUAAACAUAAAAGUAAAGAACUGAAGAUCAUCGCGGGGCGUGGCAUGCAUAGCCGGCAUGGUGUGUCGGAAGUACGACGGGCUGUGGAAAUUUAUUUGAAGAAACAUGACUUGACAUAUGUCGAAGGACCGCCAAGUGGUACGUUCUACGUGGAUAAAGUGCAAAAAUUGCACGCAAGACCACCGUAGCAUAUUCCGUGGAGCAAUGAUAAUAUUUCAUAACUCAAAUAAAAAUUUUGAUUAUUGUUGAACGUGUUAUUUUUAGAUAGUAUCUUUCUAAUUCUGCUAUCUACAUAAGAGAGCUAAGAGAAAUCUAUUUUGCUGUAUAAGUCUGAAAGUCCCGUUAGUAUUCUACUUUGUGCACACGAGAUGCGUUUAGUAUUACGAGUACUUCCUUACCUCUACAACCGCGUUGUUUUGGUUUGAAGAGAGUUGUUUAUUUUUAUGCGAAUUGUUAAUGAUACUCGUACCGUACUAAACGUUCGUUGUCAACCUGUACUUUCAUGCUCUUAUUAGAUGUUGUUUAUCUUUGCUGAUGUUUGACAUCUCUAGAUUCAACAAAAAUAAAUAUGCACUAGGUGA